This is a messenger RNA of Scleropages formosus (Asian bonytongue), 1219 nucleotides long. RefSeq names its product H-2 class II histocompatibility antigen, A-U alpha chain-like. NCBI's taxonomy places the organism in Eukaryota, Metazoa, Chordata, Actinopteri, Osteoglossiformes, Osteoglossidae. Gene Ontology annotation, biological process: immune response; antigen processing and presentation. The record is from RefSeq and is a predicted model, not a curated record. The transcript is spliced from 5 exons. Gene Ontology annotation, cellular component: membrane; MHC class II protein complex. Bases 74 to 790 code for a protein of 238 amino acids.
GCUGCUCAGUACGUGUGAGUCGGGAGAGACUCUGUCAGAAGCUGAAGGGUCGGUCUGUGGUCCCCAGUUCGCGAUGAGCUUCUUUGUGUUUGUCGCUCUGCUCUUCGGGGCUCUUUGCGUCUGUUCGCGCGUUCAGGCCCAUAUAGAUAUAAGUGUUGUUGCCUGUCAGACCGGUGACAUUUACCCUGAGGCUGAAGAAGAACUGGAUGGAGAUGAGCUGAUGUACAUCGAUUUUAAAAAGAAAGACUGGGUGGGCACAAUGCCUGACUUUCUUCAGCAGUGGUCAGGUGAAAACAUUGUUACGGGUGCACUGGCAAACUAUGAGGUUUGUAAGAACAACCUGAAUGUGAGUAUUGAGGUUGAAAAGCUACCUGAAGAGAUCGAUCCUCCACAAGCCACAAUCUAUCCCAGAAAUGAUGUUUUACUGGGAGAAAGAAAUAUACUCAUCUGCUUUGUGAACAACUUCUUCCCACCACCUGUGAAAGUGAAGUGGACUAAGAAUGAUGUGGAGGUGACAGAGGGGGUCACUCUGAGUCGCUACUACCCCAACAAGGAUUUCACCUUCAGACAGUACUCUACUGUACCCAUCACCCCACAGGAGGGGGAUGUUUACUCCUGCACCGUGGAGCACAAGGGGCUUCCUGAACCUGAAACCAGGCUCUGGGAACCAGAAAUUCAGGAAGUGUUGGACAUCAGGAAGACCAUCUUUUGUGGAAUAGGACUGACCCUUGGUUUGUUGGGAGUCGGAGUUGGAACCUUCUUUCUCAUAAAGGGGAACAACUGCAAUUAAAAAGUUUUCCAUGAAGACUGAACACCAAGACCAGGAAUGGGGAUGUGCCUAACAUUACUUCUGUGUCAAAAUUUGUUUUAAUUUUGAAGAUAUGUAGAGUUUAAGAAUUUUUAUUUCCAUAAGAUAUUGUAAUUCAUGGCAUCCUAUGACAUCUGAAAUCCAAACAAAACUGAAAUUUUUCAUAAGAUUCAUAUUAGUAUAAUGAAUAUUUGAACAUUUGUGCAUUGGAACCUGAAUAUAUGCAAAAUAUAAUGAUUUUGUGUCAGUUUUAUUAAGGCAAACUGAGAAAUUGCAUUAACUUCAGCAAUAUAUACAGUACUUCAUAAAAAUGCAAGGUUUUGUCUUGACUAAUCAAGGGGAUGUCAAGCUGAGUUUUUUUUUUUUUAUUUUUAAGAUGUGCUGGUAGAAGGGGGGUGUGGUGGCGCAGUG